This is a messenger RNA of Helobdella robusta, 1461 nucleotides long. RefSeq lists its product as hypothetical. Gene Ontology annotation, molecular function: ATP binding; guanylate cyclase activity; protein kinase activity. Gene Ontology annotation, biological process: receptor guanylyl cyclase signaling pathway; intracellular signal transduction; cGMP biosynthetic process. Bases 1 to 1461 code for a protein of 486 amino acids. The transcript has 13 exons. Lineage: Eukaryota; Metazoa; Annelida; Clitellata; Rhynchobdellida; Glossiphoniidae. The record is from RefSeq and is a predicted model, not a curated record.
AUGAGAAAUCUACAGAACGACCACAUAGUUCGAUUCAUUGGAAUCUGCAUUGAUGCACCCCAUCAGAGCAUCAUUUAUGAAUAUUGUCAGAAGGGCAGUUUACAAGAUGUGUUGGAAAAUGAUCAGAUAAAAUUGGACCACAUGUUUAAGUUCUCACUCAUUCAAGACAUCGUGAGAGGAAUGAAUUACAUACACAACAGCGAGCUGAGAUCGCACGGAAAUUUGAAGAGCUCGAACUGUCUGGUCGACAGCAGGUUCGUCCUGAAAAUUACGGAUUAUGGCGCAAAGUGUCUACAGGAACGCGACGAUCCGGACGACUCCCACGUUUUUUAUAGAUCUAAAUUAUGGACCGCACCGGAGCUAUUACGUCAUCAUUCGCCCCCGCUUGAAGGAACGCAAAAAGGGGAUGUAUACAGUUUCUCCAUCAUCUGCCACGAGAUUGUAUAUAGAAAUGGGCCUUUCUGGGUCGAUGGUCAUAAUUACGAACCAAGAGAAAUCUACGAACGCGUCGUCAACAAGCAGCAGUCGCCACACUUCCGUCCGAGUAUACUCAACAACGAUGACUUCGCCUGCUACGGCGAGGACCUUGUGGCUCUCAUGAAGAAGUGCUGGGCCGAAGAUCCGAACGAUAGAUUCGAUUUUAACUCGAUAAAAACCGUUAUUAAGAGAAUUAACAACUGCGAUAAUAGCGGCAACUUACUCGACAACCUGCUAUCACGCAUGGAGCAGUACGCAAACAAUCUGGAGACGCUGGUUGAAGAAAGGACUGCUGAUUAUUUGGAACAGAAGAGGAAAGCAGAGGACCUCUUGUAUAUGAUGUUACCAAGGUCAGUUGCAAUGCAGUUAAUGAGGGGGCAAUCAGUCGAAGCUGAAAAAUUCGAAAGUGUGACCAUCUACUUCAGUGAUAUUUGUGGAUUCACUGCCCUGUCAUCUGAAAGCACACCUAUGCAGAUAGUUGAUCUGCUGAACGACUUGUAUACAACGUUUGAUCGCAUUAUUGAUCAGUUUGACGUCUACAAAGUUGAGACGAUAGGGGACGCCUACAUGGUGGUCUCUGGUCUGCCCAAGCCGAACGGAACUGCACACGCACGUGAAAUUUCAAGGAUGGCUCUGAACUUGCUGACUGCCGUUACGUCAUUCAAAAUACGUCACAGGCCGAACGCGCAAUUGAAUUUGAGGAUUGGUAUCCAUUCAGGGUCCGUAUGUGCUGGUGUGGUGGGAAUGAAGAUGCCCAGGUACUGCCUGUUCGGUGAUACUGUUAACACGGCUUCAAGAAUGGAAUCAAAUGGAUUACCUCUGAAAAUUCACGUGAGUCCGCAGACGAAGGAACAUUUGGAUGCCUACCAAACAUUCGUCCUUGAACUUAGGGGCCCAGUCACUAUGAAGGGCAAAGGAGACAUAGUCACGUGGUGGUUGCUAGGGGAAACUCAAGAGCAUCAACCAAUUGGAGUAGAGAGUUGA